Molecule: messenger RNA, 9729 nt
Organism: Homo sapiens (human)
Lineage: Eukaryota; Metazoa; Chordata; Mammalia; Primates; Hominidae
Gene: ZNF326
Product: zinc finger protein 326
Exons: 12
Coding region: 149-1897 (582 amino acids)
Cellular component (GO): nucleus; nuclear matrix
Molecular function (GO): DNA binding
Source: RefSeq, marked validated
AGCCUCGCUGUGGCCUGCGGCUCCCGGGCUGGUAGCGCGCCGCUCUCGGUCGCGCGGAGUGAUCGUGUGGAAUCGCGGGUCGCGGACGCUCGCCGCCGGCCAUAGCUCAGCCUAGCGCCGCCAAGGCCGACGGCCCUCAGCCUCUGCCAUGGACUUCGAGGACGAUUACACACACUCCGCCUGCAGGAAUACUUAUCAGGGCUUUAAUGGAAUGGAUCGUGAUUAUGGCCCUGGAUCUUAUGGAGGGAUGGAUCGUGACUAUGGCCAUGGAUCCUAUGGGGGUCAGAGAUCCAUGGAUUCCUACCUAAACCAGUCAUAUGGCAUGGACAAUCACAGUGGUGGUGGUGGGGGUAGCAGGUUUGGACCUUAUGAGUCUUACGACUCCAGGUCUUCUCUGGGUGGGCGAGAUCUGUACAGAUCUGGCUAUGGUUUUAAUGAACCCGAACAAAGCCGCUUCGGAGGUAGUUAUGGUGGUCGAUUUGAGAGCUCCUACCGGAAUAGCCUUGACUCUUUCGGAGGUAGAAACCAGGGCGGGUCUAGCUGGGAAGCACCUUACUCCCGUUCAAAAUUGAGGCCUGGGUUUAUGGAGGACAGAGGAAGAGAGAAUUACUCUUCCUACAGCAGUUUUUCUUCACCCCAUAUGAAGCCUGCACCUGUAGGCUCUCGGGGGAGAGGAACGCCUGCUUAUCCUGAAAGUACGUUUGGAAGCAGAAACUAUGAUGCUUUUGGAGGACCAUCAACAGGCAGAGGCCGAGGCCGAGGACAUAUGGGUGAUUUUGGAAGCAUUCAUAGACCCGGAAUUGUUGUUGACUAUCAAAACAAAUCCACCAAUGUGACAGUUGCUGCUGCAAGAGGAAUAAAGAGAAAAAUGAUGCAGCCAUUUAAUAAGCCCAGUGGAACCUUUAUCAAGAAACCCAAACUAGCAAAACCUAUGGAGAAGAUAAGCCUCAGCAAAUCACCCACAAAAACUGAUCCUAAAAAUGAAGAGGAAGAAAAGCGGCGAAUUGAGGCUCGGCGAGAGAAACAAAGGCGCAGAAGAGAAAAAAACAGUGAGAAAUACGGAGAUGGAUACAGAAUGGCAUUUACAUGUUCAUUUUGUAAAUUUCGAACAUUUGAAGAAAAAGAUAUUGAACUGCAUCUGGAAAGUUCUUCACAUCAGGAAACAUUAGAUCAUAUACAGAAACAAACUAAAUUUGAUAAAGUAGUUAUGGAGUUUUUGCAUGAGUGUAUGGUGAAUAAAUUCAAGAAAACAUCUAUUCGUAAGCAACAGACAAAUAAUCAAACAGAAGUAGUUAAAAUAAUUGAAAAAGAUGUUAUGGAAGGUGUUACUGUAGAUGAUCACAUGAUGAAGGUAGAGACAGUUCAUUGCAGCGCUUGCAGUGUUUAUAUCCCUGCUUUACAUAGUUCAGUUCAGCAGCACUUAAAAUCUCCUGAUCAUAUCAAAGGGAAGCAGGCUUAUAAGGAACAAAUAAAAAGAGAGAGUGUCUUGACUGCUACAAGCAUUUUAAAUAAUCCAAUAGUGAAGGCGCGAUAUGAACGUUUUGUUAAGGGUGAGAAUCCUUUUGAAAUUCAAGACCAUUCUCAGGAUCAGCAAAUAGAAGGAGAUGAGGAGGAUGAAGAGAAGAUUGAUGAACCUAUUGAAGAAGAGGAGGAUGAAGAUGAGGAAGAAGAAGCAGAGGAAGUGGGGGAAGUAGAGGAAGUGGAAGAAGUAGAGGAAGUGAGAGAAGGAGGAAUAGAGGGCGAGGGAAAUAUACAGGGAGUAGGGGAAGGAGGGGAAGUAGGGGUAGUGGGAGAAGUAGAGGGAGUGGGGGAAGUAGAGGAAGUAGAGGAAUUAGAGGAAGAGACAGCAAAGGAAGAACCUGCUGACUUCCCUGUUGAGCAACCUGAAGAAAAUUAAAUAUAAGGUAUUAGAUUUAAAAGGAGCUUUACAUUUCGGUUCUAAUGUAAAAAAGGGUAAGAAAUUUAAUAGCUUAAAAUAUGAAUUAACACCCAUGUUGCAUGCAUUCCACAUAUUAAAAUUUGUUUUAUAUAAUUUCUAAAUGUUUAACAUUUGUUUAAUAAAAUGAAGGCAAAACUAUUUUAGUUUAGUUUUUAUAGCUACCAGACUUAGAUCCGAUAAAUUGUUUGUAUAAUUUUUAAGCUUAAUUUUUAUUACUUUAUUGGUGUUAAGGAUAACAAAUGUGUAUUGUUAGUAUAUCUAUUCUAAUCAUUUUAUCUUAAAUGCUGCUCUUGGGAGUGAAUAUUCAAGUGUGCAUCAAUUUUUUGAAUACUUACCCUGGAAGAUAUAAACUGGGCAAGUAUUUUGUGCUCUGUGUAUUUUUUUACUGCAUUAGACAUUGAAUAGUAAUUUGCGUUAAGAUACGCUUAAAGGCUCUUUGUGACCAUGUUUCCCUUUGUAGCAAUAAAAUGUUUUUUACGAAAACUUUCUCCCUGGAUUAGCAGUUUAAAUGAAACAGAGUUCAUCAAUGAAAUGAGUAUUUAAAAUAAAAAUUUGCCUUAAUGUAUCAGUUCAGCUCACAAGUAUUUUAAGAUGAUUGAGAAGACUUGAAUUAAAGAAAAAAAAAUUCUCAAUCAUAUUUUUAAAAUAUAAGACUAAAAUUGUUUUUAAAACACAUUUCAAAUAGAAGUGAGUUUGAACUGACCUUAUUUAUACUCUUUUUAAGUUUGUUCCUUUUCCCUGUGCCUGUGUCAAAUCUUCAAGUCUUGCUGAAAAUACAUUUGAUACAAAGUUUUCUGUAGUUGUGUUAGUUCUUUUGUCAUGUCUGUUUUUGGCUGAAGAACCAAGAAGCAGACUUUUCUUUUAAAAGAAUUAUUUCUCUUUCAAAUAUUUCUAUCCUUUUUAAAAAAUUCCUUUUUAUGGCUUAUAUACCUACAUAUUUAAAAAGAGAACAUGAGCUUGAUAGAGGAUCUAUUCUUAAAUAAUUUAUUUUCAAACAACCGUCUAUGUCACUAAAAAGUAGUGCUCUUAUUUUUUUCAAUCUUUACUGUGGCCUCUUUUGAGAGUAGGGUCCGUAGUUUUUUUUUUUUUUCUUUUUUGGGACAGGGUUUCACUCUGUCACCCAGGCUGGAGUGCAGUGUAGCCUCAACCUCCUGGGCUCAAGCGAUCCUCCAACUUAGCCUCCCAAGUAGCUGGGACUGUUAAGUGUGAGCCACCAUGCCCAGCUAAUUUUUGUAGUUUUUGUAGAGACAGGGUUUUACCAUGUUGUCCAGGCUGGUUUUGAACUCCUGGGCUCAAGUGACCUGUCUGUCUUGGCCUCCCACAGUGCUGGGAUUGCAGGUGUGAGCCACCAUGCCUGGCAUAGGGGGCUGUAUUUCAGUGAAAUUAGAAAAGUUUUGAGGCAUCGAAUGGAUAAAUGGAUGGAUAUAUCAAAUUGUAAGGUAUUAAGUGGGUGAAUGUAUGGACAUUUGUAGAAUCCCACAGAUAAUUUAUCUUUUUGUGUAAAAUAAGGCUUUUAAAACUAGACUUUCUGAACCAAUACAGUUUUUUUUUUUUGAGGUGAACUAGGUUUGCCUAGCUUUAAGCUAGCAAUAUCUGAUAGAUACUUGCAUCUAAUUUUAGGGAUUUGGUGCCAAAUAAGAGAAGGGUAGUUGAAGACUAGAUAAAUUUGGAUACUAUCUAGGAGUCUGUAUUUACUUAGCAGGCUUUUGAAAGCCGUUUUGCUUAGGAGUUCAAAUUUUAAGGAUAAUAGGACUUGUUACCCUCUUAUUUCUCCUUUAUUUUUAAAAAUAUUUGUGGAAGGGCUAAGGUAAAAGAAUAAUAAAUUCCUCUAGGUUAUUAGUAUUUGGUUCUUCUGAUACUAAGCUGAGUGAUUUUUUUUAAAACAAUGUCUCUGGUAGUCUGAUUGAGAUAUGAAACUUUUGGGAAGAAAACCAUUAUGUAACAAGAAUCCUAUGUAACAACUGGGUAAAUGUUUUAGAAUGAGAGAUAGGAAAGAACAUCUAAAUAGUACUUUUUUGUGGGACGCAUGAGCCUUUAUACAGCCUAGCUAAUUUGCAAGGUAAUGAUAAAUAAAAGUGUAUUUUGUUACUGUGCUUAAUUCAGAAAUUCAAAUUCAUGUAUUUCCUAUUGGAUAAUUUGUAGGCGGGCAGUUUACUUUAUAGUCAGGUUAGUUUUUGUGAUCCUUAGUGUUUAUAUUUGCAUUGCUUUUGUAAUAAGGAUGUAUAUAAGAUCUUAAACGCCUUUCAACUUCUGUUUUCAAGUAUCACUUGUUUUCUCUAUUACAAAGUGAGAUACAUAGUUCUAAAUAACCAAAGAAAUUUAUUUAUAACCUACACAGUUGUUUCAGCUCCAUGCCUAGGGACUAUCCUGUAUUAUUCGCUUUUUAUCACUUUCUACCUACAGUCUACCAAAAAGUCUGUCUGUUCUACUUCCAAAAUUUAUCUGCCGACUCUUCUACCUCCACUGCAACCAACCCAGUUCAAGUCAUGAUAAUUUCUUGUUAACUAAUCUUGAUUCCACCCUUACCAUGAUAGAUUCAGUUUUCUACACAAGUAUAAGCUUUUAAAAAUGUAAUUCAGAUGAUGUUAAUCUCAUGCUUUUUUUUUUUUUGUACCUAUACAGUUAGAACUCCUUAUCAUGUUGAUCAGACUGGCCUAGCUUUACAACUUUAUAUCAUAUACCAUUCUUACCAGCCAUAAUGGCCUUUUGUUACUUUUUUGAUGAGUUCUUUCCUACAAAGACCUUUGCAUUUUCUUAUUCUAUAGCCUAUACCCAUCAGCUUUCCUUGGCUGAUUCUUCAUCCUUCAGGUCACCUUAAAUGUUAGAAAAGGGGAGUAGUUCUAAAAUGUUUGUAGAAACGAGGAUUUGGGGGUACCAACCUAGAUUUUACUAGAGCAUAUUCUUUGGAGGUGUUCUUUUUUUCUACUUUUUUUUUUUUUUUCUUUAGGUUCUGUCUUUGUCAUGCAGGCUGGAAUUCAGUGGCACGAUCAUGGCUUACUGCAGCUUUGACCUCCUGGGCUCAAGCGGUCGUCCCGCCUUAGCCUCCCAAGUAGCUGGGACCACAGACGUGCACCAUCACACUCAGCUAAUAUUUUUUUUGUAGAGAUGGGGUCUUGCUUUGUUGCCCAGGCUAGUCUUGAACUCCUGGACACAAGCAGUCCUCCCACCUCAGCUUCCCAAAGUGCUAGAAUUACAGGCAUGAGCCACCACGCCUAUCCUGGAGGUGAUAUAUUUUUAACAAAUAUCUCACAUGAUUUUGAAGGUAGUGGUCAGUGAUUGCACUUUGAGGACAUUCAUAGGGCCCUCAUACAAAUUUCUGGUGCCUGUAACUCUUCCCCUAUCAAGGCAGGAGUUUCCGCCCUUUUGAAUAUAAACAUAGGUUUGGGGGAUUCUUCAUAAUACUUUCUGAAAGCACUGGAAUCUAUAACAGACCUGUGGGAGUCAGAAAAUGGGGACUUUUCCCCCCUCAUUUAAUACUUACAACUAUAUUGGUAAGUUAGUAGGAGUAGUAAUUUUCCCAUAUAAUAAGCCCACUCUUGUACAUGUAGAAACAGAGAAAAGAACUACAAAGGUAAAUGUUAGUGCAUGUUGAAAUGUAUUUAAGAACUCUGUUUUUGUUGGCAAGAUUGUUCUUAUUGUAGAAGUGGAUAUUAUCAGAUUAUUUUAGAUGUUAUUCAACAUUUGAUUUAUUUACCAAAUUGUCCUUACUUUGAAUAUAAGCAAACUUUUUUAUUGUGGUAAAGUAUACAUAGCAUAAAAUUACCAUUCUAAUCAUUUUUUAAUGUACCAUUUAGUGGCAUUAAUUACAAGCAACCUUUUUUUUUUUUUUUUGAGACAUAGCCUCACUCUGUCACCCAGGCUGGAGUUCAGUGGCACUAUCUCAGCUCACUGCAAUCUCUGCUUCCUGGGUUCAAGCGAUUCUUGUGCCUCAGCCCUCCCGAGUAACUGGGAUUACAGGCACACACCACCAUGCCCAGCUAAUUUUUUUGUAUUUUUAAUAGAGAUGGGGUUUCAUUAUAUUGGUUAGGUUGGUCUUGAACUCCUGACCUCAAGUGAUCUGCCUGCCUUGGCCUCCCAAAGUGCUGGGAUUAUAGGCAUGAGCCACCGCGUCUGGCAUACAAACUUUUGAUUACAGUUUGACACCUGUUGAUGGACAGAAAAUGGAGUAACCGUCCAGGCAGGAAUGUUCUAGUCUGUGUGACAGUUACAGUUCAUUUUAUAAAUAAACAAUUGACUUUUUUUGGUAGUUAUGGUCCCUACCCUCAGUGCUGUAUCUCUAUUUGGUAUUCAAACAAAUCCAGGGAAUCUGCAAGGCUGAAGGGCAGAUUCUUGGCAAUGGUAAAUUCAGUAGGUCCUGCCACCAUUUGAGGCCUCCUCGGAGACAGCCAUACUAGUCUAAUCUCUUCUUGACUUUCCCUUCUUCUUUCCCAGUCCUCUAAUUCCCAGAGGUCUGUUGUGAAUUCUAAUGCUUUCAGAAAAUAUUACGGAGAAUCCCACAAUGAUAAAAUUUCCCAGUUUUUGUUUUAAAACAAAGUUGAAAAAUAUUAUAUUAGGGGUCAGGGUGAGGUGCUGUUGAUGGUGACAGAUGGCCCCCUUGGCGACAGGGAAGUAUGAAAUAGCAUGGAGUGUGGAAGGGUACUAUGGGUAGCUUAUUUAUUAGAUCAGUAUAAAGUAUAGAUUUAAGAGAGUUAGAUUAAAAUGGCAUGCUUGAUUCAAGUCAUUAAAUUCUAAAGUUCUAUUAAAAUUGUAGAGGAGAUACAAUAAUACAAAUUUCAGCAAUAAGGAUAGAUUUAUAAUCACACUAGGAAGACAAGAAGGGUGCUGUGAAAUAUUUCUAGAAGAUACAAAACAAGGAAUUAGAUCUUGGUGAAACCAAGAGAGCCAAGGAACUGACAGCCACAUGCCGAUGAUAAUUAAAGAAUUACCUCCAGUUGUAGAGACAGCUCUGAGAUGGGGUGUCUGUAGUGUGCUAAGCCAGAUUUUUGAAGGACUAGAUAGUUAUUCUGGUCUCUGACUCAGAGCUGCUGGUCCACAGAAUUCCUCUAAGCUAAAGCUGUAACACAAUUUGAUGUUUGCCAAAUAAGGUGAGACUCACAGAGUAUAUGUGCAGAGCAUAUAAUGCAGAGCAUACAAAUAGGGGCCAUCGAAGUGUGGCAAUGCCCUAGGUAUAUUGUGAUUACCACAAGGAGCUUUAUUCCUCAUACUUAGAAAACAAGCACACAAAGAAAAAUCUGCCAGCUGUCUAUUUCCCAAUUUUCCUUCUGACUGUUCCUUUCUCCUUCCUCACACAAUUAAAAUGCUAGGUUUCCUGUAAUCGCAAUCUUCAGGGAAUUUUUCACUCAAGCCCAGAAAAUAAACUCCAGAUAAUGAUACUGAGAAAUUUAUUGGUUGGAAAACUGCUAUCUACAGGCCUUCCACUACCUAUUUCUUAGUAGAUUUUACAUUUUUAAAGGGUUGUAGAACACCAAAACAAUAUAUGACAGAUACUGUGUUUGGGCCUUAAAGCCUACCCUUUAUAUAAAAAGUUUGUUGACUCCUAGGCUCUCAUUUGCAAGUAGACAAAUGAGAAACAGCAAAUAUUUAAGGAAAAGAGCAACAUGAAAAAUACACAGCAAACUUAACAAGCAGAAAGAAUUCCUGGGGAAACAAUUCAGGGGGAAAAAAUGACCAAGUAUAAUUAGUAUUAUAUGGAAUAAUAAUUACUACUACUUAUAAUAGUUUCAUAUGUAAUCCUCAUCAUAUUAUAUGUCAUAAUCUUCAAAUAUUUUAGAGGUUAUUGUACUAAUUUUAAAAAUGCAAGUUGCUAUAAAGAAGUAUCUUGGAAAUAAACAGUUGUGAAAAUAAACUCUGUUUUAGGCUGAUUAGUUGAAUAAACAUGGCUGAGAAUCAAAUUACUGAGCUAGAAUUUUGAGCUGAAGAUACUUCCAGAGCUUACAAGAAAAGAUAAAAAAGAUGGAAGUUACAGUAAAAGACAUAGAUGUAUCUCUUAAAGACAUAGAAAACCCAGAACACCAUCUGUUUAAAAAUUAAACUUCAUGAGAUUAAGAGCCAUAUGUAUAGAGAAUUCACCAUUGAAUACCCUGCAUAUAUCACAGUGCCAGGUAAAUACUAUGCAAUAAAUAUUUUUGAAUGUAUGUAUGUAUGUUACAGUAUAAAUAUAUAGAGGAGUUCCAGAAAGUGAAAAAAGAAGUGAAGAAUAGGAAAAAAAAAAAAAUCUUCUGAUGAAAGAUUCAUAUUAGAAGUCUCCAGUGCUGAGCAAAAACAAUGAAAAAGUCAUGCAGGAUGAAUACUGACAAAAUAUGUGUAAUCCCAAGCUUAGAAAAAUCUCAAAAUGUCUAAAGAGAAACAGUGUACCUAUAAGGGGAAAAGAAUCACAUUGGUCUCAGACUUGUCAUCUGUUCGUUGGAGUGCUACAACAUACUGCUAUUUUUGAAGUUCUGAGGGAGAACUGUUUUGAAUUUAGACUUCUAUCUUGAGUGAAACUGUCAAGAGUAAGGGCACAGCAAGGACAUUCUACCAAUUUUAGAACAUGCAAGGAUUUCAGAAAUUAACUCAUAAAACACAACCUGCACGGCAUGGUAUCAAAUUAUGUAAAGAAAAACUUGGUAAACAAGAAAUUGUCAAAUUUAUAAUCAUAGCUACGUAUUUGAACACAGCGCUUAGAAAUUGUCAGAUAAAGAGUUCAAAAUAGAGGAAACAUUUUGAAUUAUAUAGUGCACAAAUUUUAAUAGCUAUAGAAUAUUUGUUUUCAAAUGCCAUGAAAAAAUGACCAUGAAGCAAAAACCACAAUAUUUUUUUGUUUGUUGAUAGGUAGGAAUUCAGGGUCCAUCCUGUCAUCACAAUGCAAUGAAACAAAAAAUUAGCAAGUGGAUAGCAAUAAAUCAAUUUUUAAAAAUCAGACAAAAGAAAACACUGUCCUUGUAAUGCUUGCAUUUAAAAGGAAAUAAAAACUUAUGAAAGAGAAUCUUUAUUUUAUUUAAGCAGUUCUAGAUUAUACAAAAUGUUGAAACAUCUCAAUUUGGUCUCUGAGGCUAGCAUAAUCCUUAUUCCAGAAAAUUGUUCAUCAAAGAUAGCUAUAGACCAGUCUCACUUACGAACAAAUGUAAUUUGUUGAAACUGGUCAUGUUGAAAAAACAUGACCAAUUAAAUAUCCCAAAAUAAUGUGUCAUGGUAGAGUAGGGUUUAUCUGAAAACUGCAACAUGACGAUUAUGUAACUCAAUCCUUUAGGAAAUUUAUUACUUUAACUUAAAAAAAAAUACCAUAAGCUUGAUAGAUGCUCGAAAAACAUUUCCUAAGAUUGAACACAUUCCAGAUUUAAAUUUUUCAGGCUGAGAAUAGAAUAAAGCCUUUGUAACUUGGCUAAGGACUAGGAAGGUCUUCCAGAAAGCUUCAUCAAACAUCUGCAUUCAAGUCAGGAUUAAGACAAUAAUGACUGUUGCCUAUGCAACAAUCAUUUAACCCUAAGAAAUAGAAGUAUUAGGAAGAGAAAACAUAGUCCUUAUUUUGAGCAGUGUGAUUGUAGAGACAAACAUCCAAGAGAAACAGUUGAAAAACUAUUAGAAAUGACAAAAGGUAGUUUUGUUUAAUAGUUCACCAUGAAAAUCUGUACUAUAUAGAAAAUCUGUAUAUAGAAUAUAGCAUUGGCCAAUUGGAAAUGUAAUUUGAAAAUCCCAUUUGCAGCAAAACUUGGAACUGUAUACUGUCUAAGAAUAAACAAUGGGAAAAAUGCAAAAUCCUUAUGAGGAAAAUGAUACAUUUUAAUGGAGGAAAUAAAAUGCCUGAAUAAACA